This is a messenger RNA of Lytechinus pictus (painted urchin), 10316 nucleotides long. RefSeq names its product N-alpha-acetyltransferase 25, NatB auxiliary subunit-like. Gene Ontology annotation, cellular component: cytoplasm; NatB complex. Gene Ontology annotation, biological process: N-terminal peptidyl-methionine acetylation. The transcript has 23 exons. Lineage: Eukaryota; Metazoa; Echinodermata; Echinoidea; Temnopleuroida; Toxopneustidae. Bases 3232 to 6042 code for a protein of 936 amino acids. The record is from RefSeq and is a predicted model, not a curated record. Gene Ontology annotation, molecular function: protein binding.
GUAUCAAACUUGCUAUAUUAUGUUAUACCCGCCCACUCAAACAAUAUCAGUGACUUACCACGUGCGCGAAAGCAUUGUCACUGUACGAGGUAGUUUUGAGGCAGAGCCUAUUAAACCAACUAGAACCGCCCACGAAAUAGGCCCCCGCAAAAUUAGUCACGCGCAGUUCUCAAUCUCCUUUGCUAUUCGUUCUUUGAGUUGGGCUCAUGGGCGGGAUCUACGUUCUCAUCAGCGCAAGUACUAACAUACGUAAGACAUACAACACAUCCAUUCCCAGUCACGCGCAGUUCUCAAUCUCCUUCGCUAUUCGUUCUUUGAAUGGGCUUGUGGGCGGGAUCUACGUUCGCAUCAGCGCAAUACAUACAACACGUCCAUUCACAGUCACGCACAGUUCUCAAUCUCCUUUGCUAUUCGUUCUUGGAAUGGGCUCAUGGGCGGGACCUACAUGUAUGUUCAUAUCAGCGCAAGUACUAACAUACGCAAUACAUACAUACAACACAUCCAUGCACCAUAUAGCGGUCACGCACAGUUCUCAAUCUCCUUUGAUAUUCGUUCAUUGUGUGCAGUGAGGGCGGGAUAAAUGACAAAACAGAGCAAGUACAUGUUCCUUGUAUGUACAUACAAUGCAUUUAUUCCAAGUUCCACUCCCAUCAUACCAGUUAGCGCAGCUACCGGUAGGUCAUGGAAGUAGGUCAACUUUUGUGUGUGUGAUUUCUGAUAUUCCAGGAAUCUUGAUUAAUCGAACUAAUCGAUUGUUUACUCUGGUGAACAAUCGAAUGGCAAAAAGGGUAUUCGUCCCAGGCCUAAUGCUGUUACAUUUUUGUCUCACCUGCAUAGCAGAGUGAGACUAUAGGCGCCGCUUUUCCGACGGCGACGGCGGCGGCGGCGUCAACACCAAAUCUUAACCUGAGGUUAAGUUUUUGAAAUGACAGCAUAACUUAGAAAGUAUAUGGACCUAGUUCAUGAAACUUGGCCAUAAGGUUAAUCAAGUAUUACUGAACAUCCUGCCUGAGUUUCAUGUCACAUGACCAAGGUCAAAGGUCAUUUAGGGUCAAUGAACUUAGACCAUGUUGGGGGAAUCAACAUCAAAAUCUUAACCUAAGGUUAAGUUUUUGAAAUGUCAUCAUAACUUAGAAAAUAUAUGGACCUAGUUCAUGAAACUUAUACAUAAGGUUAAUCAAGUAUCACUGAACAUCCUGCAUGAGUUUCACAUCACAUGACCAAGGUCAAAUGUCAUUUAGGGUCAAUGAACUUUGGCCAAAUUGGGGGUAUCUGUUGAAUUACCAUCAUAACUUUGAAAGUUUAUGGAUCUGAUUCAUGAAACUUGGACAUAAUAGUAAUCAAGUAUUACUGAACAUCCUGUGCAAGUUUCAGGUCACAUGAUCAAGGUCAAAGGUCAUGUAAGGUCAAAGAACUUUGGCCACGUUGGGGGUAUUUGUUGAAUUGCCAUCAUAUCUCUAUAAGUGUAUUGGUCUAGUUCAUAAAACGUGGAAAUAAGAGUAACCAAGUAUCACUGAACAUCUUGUGCGAGUUAUAGUAGUUUUCAAAAUCAGCACUGCUGCUAUAUUGAAUCGCGUGAUGCAGGUGAGACGGCCAGAGGCAUUCCACUUGUUUAAUGUAGAGGGCAGCAACACACAACCGUGUUGUUGAAAUCAGACUAUGUGUGCGUGAAUGUUUUCGAUAAGCUCAACUCUGCCCGCGCCCGGCCAAGGCAGGGUACGGUACGGGCGCGAGGGGGGUAUGGGCGAGUGUGAUGAAGUCGAGUGCAGUCACGAUGUGUGAAUUGUCAUGAUUGUAGCGAAGUAAGAUCAUGUUUUCUGGGGUUUUGUGGCCAUUUAAUAUUUGUAUAUUGUUGAGAUUUUUGAGUAAUUUCUGUUGCUGUUCUGUGUAAUUGGAGGAAAAAUAUCUUUUCCGUGAUAUUCCAUUUGAAAUGCCACUUUCCGUCUCAAAAGGCCCUUUCCGUGAAUUCCGUCCGUUUUCCGCGAUCGCGGAAAAUCACUGUCCCUAAAUAAUUGAUAACAUUGUCUCAAUGAAAAACCUGGCUUUGAUACUGUUGUUGGGCUAGUUACAAACUGUAAAUUAGUUAAUCUACAUGUAAACUUUUUAUAGCCCGCUCGACUUUGCACAAAAUAUACAUUACAAAUCACAUCUAUUCUGUUUUUCCGCCAUUCUUUCUGCUUGUUAGAGAUUCCUGGGCUUCAAUUGCAGCAGAGCUCAAAAGAAUCAUUCUCCUGAGUGCGAAAGAAGGGAAUUCCCUGAUCUCUAUGUCAUGAAUAUUCAUUUAUUUUGCUUGAAAAUCUGUUUUCUUUGCGCAUUUUGUUUGCAAUUUUGAAAGCGAGAGAACGAACGCGGCUGUAACUUUCCCUUAUUUGAGGGUCUAGCUACUACCUUGAAGUCAGGAUUUUGCUGUGGGUUAGACUUUCAUCAGUAGAAUCGUGGUGGGUGCAUGAUUUCUUUUUUUUUCUUUGAUAUUGGGUGUUUUUGGUACCCCAACCUCAAGAAUACCCAUUUUGCCUAUGGCAGCCUAUUGUUCCCUUUUAGGCUCUGGCCCGGUGAUCUCUGGGUUAGGUGGCCAGCCCGAUCAAUCCACCAGUCCACCAAAAUCAUAAAUUUUAUAUUUUUGGUGGCCCACAAAGCAAUUCUGAUGGCCCUAAAACAAUGGAAAGCAUUAUAGUUUAUCAUGGUAGUAGUCUCAGUAGAUAUGUGGUGUGGAGAACUCAAAGGUAGAGAAACUGCCUUCUCAUACUUUAGCCUUGCAAUUUUGCUCCCAAAACAUGUGAAUUUGCAGGUUGCAUUCCGAUUGCAGCUACAGCCUCUUUCGGCCAGGUCAGCGUUUCUUCAUUAGACUGAGUUUUCCAAAAUGCACUAUCAAAACUAACCCAGCUCAGCCCUAUUGAAUAUAUCUCUUUAUUGUAUCGGUCCACCGGUCUUUGCUGAAAAAAUCCUAGGCAGUCAUCUGUAAACAAAACCCGGGAUGACUCAUGAGUUAGAGUUAGAGCGCCUGUUUCAGGUAAGAUCAUAUUCUUUGAUUUAGCAUCUUAAAAAGUUAUACCGUAGUCUAGAUUCUACACCCAUUCUAACAUGCUAUUAUGAUGGUGUUUUUUUUGGUUCAUUCUAGAUAAUCUUGAUAAUGGAAACUAUAAAAUAGCACUACAAGCUGCAGAUAAACUGCUCAAGAAACACAGAGAUCUUCACUGUGCCAAGGUAUUAAAGGCUCUUGCUCUUCUUCGAAUGGGACGUAGAAAAGAGAGUCUUGCAAUCACACAAGAUGUCAUUCAGGUUAAACCAACAGAUGAAGCAACAUUAUCAGCCUUGUCUAUCUGCUUUAGAGAGAUGCAGAAACCUGAGCUGAUAGUAGAGAUUUACAACAGUGCUCUGAAGAACCAACCACUAAAUGAAGAGUUUCACACACAUCUCUUUAUGGCUCUAGUCAGAGUAGGAAACUGCAAAAGGCAGCAACAGGUUGCUAUGGGUUUGUACAAAGUGUUUCCAAAGAAUCCAUACUAUUUCUGGGGUGUUAUGAGUGUUGUAAUGCAGGGUCUUACAAGUGUAGACACCAAGCUUGCAUCAUCUAUGUAUUUUCCUCUUUCUGAGAAGAUGAUAGAGAGAAUGGUCAAGGAAAAUAAACUGGAUGCUGAGGCUGAAGUCAUUCUCUAUCUUAUGGUAUUAGAUUAUCUUGGGAAAAAUGAAAAGGCCAUUGAGAUACUGGAUGGACCAUUAGGAAAACUUAUGAGCAGUGAAAUUGAUGGAGUAGACAUCCGCAAAGCAGAACUCUUUUGGAAGAUGGAGAAAUGGGCUGAGACUAAUAGUGCCUAUCGAUCAUUAUUACUUAGACAGCCAGAUAAUUGGUUUUUCUAUGAACAGUACUUCACUUCAUCCUUCAAGCUCAUAGAUUCAUCUUGGUCACCUCCUGAAGAUGAAAAAGAGAAGUUCAAGCUUGGUCAAGUUGACCAUACAGUGGAGAUGAUGGUCAGUUUCAUCCAAGAACAGAUUAAUAAUGAGGAAGCAAAAUCAAAGAAUUCAGGAGAUGCAGGAGUUGGUAGGUUACUACGAGGACCAUACCUUGCAAGACUGGAAUUGAUCCAACUGCUUACUAAUAGAGGUGCCAGUGAUGAAGCAAGAGAAAGAAUAGGUUCAGCUCAAGAUCACAUCAGACACUACCACUCUAUCUUUGGUGCUAAGUUUUGUUGCUAUAGUGAUUUGAGCAGAUACACCGAUCUCCUUGGUGAUGAGGAUGGAGCUAUCUUUACACAGAGUUUGGUUGAGGAUCGUUUGCCUUUAGAUGAAGAGGAGGGUCUCUCAAUAGCUACAUCUAUCAAGGGUCUUCAAAGACAUCUUAGCACUAUUCAGUUGAGCAGACGAUUAGGUAUCCAGUCUAGUCUGUCUUCGGCAGAGAAACUUGAUGUUGCUAUGGAGAUGGCUGCCACUCACAGGCAAAGUCUACAGUUUGCCGAGGGAAACAUCUCAGCUGAUAACCAAUAUGCAGAUGACUACCUCUUAUUAGCUGUACAUAUACUUUUAGAUGUAUGGGAAGAGACUGAUGAUGACAGGCAUUUAUGGAAAAUGAUUAUGAUGCUAGAAAUGGGAAUCAGAAACAGCAAAAAUAACAGUCAGAUGAAACUUUUACUCAUGAGACUUUACUGUCUGGCGAGUGUGUUUGGACCCAUCCCAGAGCUUUUCACCAGUUUAGAUAUCAAACACAUACAACAAGACACCCUAGGCUAUAAUGCAGCUAGGUUUGUGAAGUCACUUGGUCACUAUUCAUCUGCUAACUCACUCUACAAUUCAACUCUAAGGUUCUUCACUUCAAAUCAUAAAGAUACUACAGAACACAUCAUUGCUGCAUACAAGUUUGGAUCAUUUCACAAGAUCCCUGAGUUUGUGUCUUUCAGGAAGAGAGUAAAGCAUUCAGUGCACUUUGCUCAGACCACAGUGGAGAAGAUGUUAUUAGAUUUAAUGCUAGAUUCUGAGAAUAAUAACAAGACAUAUGAAGACAUUGUUCAAGACAUGGAAAUCAUCCCUGCUAAUGAUGACACAGACUGGGAUGAUCUCCGUGAUAAUAGAGAUCUGAAGUGCUUCACCUCGUGGUCUCCUAAAGAAAGGCAAGUAUCAGAUGAAGACAUUGAGAUAUCAUCUAAACAAGAGAAAUCAUGGUUGAAGUUACGUAGUCUGUUAUUGAGAUGUCUUGCUGCUGCUGCCCAUCUUUCACCUCAUCAAUUCUCUAAUGAGUCUCAACAAGGAGAUGGUAACACACCAGCUACAAGCUGUGAAUCUACACAGAGAAGAGAUACCUUGAAAAAACUGCUUGAAGAUCUUGCUUGCCAUGUGGGUACAAUAAGAGAAGAUCCACAUCUUAAUUGGAAGUUCUCAACCCAAGGUCCGCCCAAGACGAACCUAUCAGAUUACUUAUCAGGGAAACAUGAUGUUAUUCUGAUGGCAGGCUUCAAGAUGGUUCUUACUACAUAUGAAUUCUUCAAUCUCAGCUCAGAGAAUCCAUCUUUUGAAGAGACACAGAUAAGGAUAACAGAAUGCAUGAAGGAAAUUCUUUCAAACUUACAAGAGUCUUUGAGGAGAAGUAGACGAAGCUUGAUCAUUGAGAAGGAUGAUAAGAAGGCAUUAGACAGACAUAUACUACCAGAAACUGUCCAACUUGUUGAGACAUUCAUCUUCAUACUCCUCUUGAGUAGCGUCUGCUAUAAGAUGAUGAAGAAACUCAAGCAAGCAUCACAACGGAGAGGCAAGAAGAAGAAAGUAACACCUCCUAAACCACUGCCGGCAGUGAUAGAUCAAUUCAAGUCCUAUAUGGAAGAGUUUCAUGUGUUAUUAGAAGGUAUUCAUAUGGCUGUAAUGGAUACAGAUAUGGUUUUCCUUGCCCUCAAACUUGAUCAGAUGCAACUCACUGAUGGAGAUCAUGAGUUUUUCACAGAAGAAGAAGAGAGAGCUAUGUGGUCAAAGGUUGAAGAGAGCUACCAAGAAUCUUGUAAGGAGAUGUCAGAUGCCCUCAAGGGAAAAAUAGAGUACUUUGCUUCUCUCAAGUUAUGAUGAAGGAUUCUUUGACAUACUUGGAAAUUCCUUCAUUAUAAGGGGAAUCCCCUAAAAUCUGUAGGCACAUGAAUGGAUGUUAUGUGUGUCACAUAAAUGAAUGUUAUGUGUGUCACAUGAAUUGAUGUUAUGUGUAUAGCAAGCAGAACUAGUGUUCAUAUUGUCAUUGAAAGAUGUAUUUGCUGUUUCCAUGGACUUGCUGAAGUAUAACUAUAAGGAAUGACAAAUAUGGAUAGCCAAUUGUGAAACUAAUCACCAACAGAAAAAGUUCAAUUUGUUAACACAUGUGGUGCUCAAUUAUUUUACAGCUCUCUGAGAAUGAUAAAUUGUUUUAUUCACCAGCAUGGAGAAGGAACACAUUUAACAUCAGAAACAAACUAUGUAAACAAAAUUUGAAAUUUUCAGCAUUCAUAGUUUGAGCACAAGAGUGGGACCAUGGUCAAAGUUUCACUGGACCUCUGCAUACAAACCUUUGAGAAUACUGUUCCAAAUUGUGUGAUCUUCAAUAACUAUUAUAAUAUUUAUAUUAUAAAUUUGACAUGAAUUCAAGAGAUUAGGUAAGGAAUACUUUUGGUUUGGAUUAUGAAAUGUUGGCGUUGUUUUCAUAGAGAUGGUCAAAUUCAUUGAAAAACUUUUUGAUUGGAAUUCAUGAGAUUCAGCUUGUCAUAGAUUAUUGGAGCAUCCAAAUAGCAAUGCUUAUUGAUAAGUGAAGCAAUAUGCUACAUGCAAUUCACCAUGAUAGUUUGUUGCUGUAACUAUAAAUCAUAGAUGUACAGUAUUUCUUAGAUGUAACAUAGUGGGUAACAUUACCAGGCCAAGUGUACCAUUCCCUUUGCUGCGUAAGGGACACUUCCAUAAUUUUUGCAAUUAUAUUUAAUGUACACAAUUAGCAAUUUUUGCAUAAUUAAUGGCCUUAUCUAUCAACUUUGACUAGCGCAAAUACAAAUUGCAGUUACAGCAUUUUCAUGGUUAAUCAUUGAUUCACAUUCACAUAUAUGUACUUGUAAUACAUGUAAGUUGAAAACUGACCUUUGACCUGAUUUCUUGUAGAUGGAAUGUAAGCUAUGUCUUCUCAUUUCCUAUCUUGCCAAAUACGACCAGAAAUGCUGGAACAUUGUGAAAGUGAAUAUAAGCAAUCACAUUUUCUGUUAACCCUAAUAGAGCCAGGUAAUUUGGACCCAUCUCACCGUGUGGGGGGGGGGGGGGUUGAUUAUGUCCGGCCGCUGAUCGCAUAAGUGCCACAAAAAAUUGGCACGGGUUGUGAUGAAAUCUACUAGGCUGUAUGGUUCAUGAGAAUUUAUUGUGUUAAUUUGUGCAUACAAUUUUUAAACAAUGUUCUAAUUAACUAGAUACAGCACCCCAAACAGCUUAUUUUCUAUUUACAAACUCUUUAUAGGAUUCUGAUCGAAUAUACCUUAAAAAGAAAUGCAACGUUGCAAUUUUGUCUUAUGUAUUUAUUUUUGUUACAUUUCCCCUUGAGAUCUCGGUCGUUGAUUUCUAAUAAGUGAUUAUGCUAAUUUAUGCAUAAUUAGUAUGCAAAUUCAUACUUUUUCCUCUAACUCCCUAAAUAAAGCUCCAUAUGUUCUAAUUGUUGGCAUAGACACUCUUUGUGGUGUUCUUAUCAAAUGUUUGUGAAAAAAUUCAAUGAAAUUUGUUGGGGACUCUUCUGAAAUCAUAAACAGCAUAAGAUAAAUAUAUUUAGACCAGCAAGACCAAAAAUAAUCAUACAUUUAUGAUAUUUGGUUGAAAAUACAAUUUGCAUUGACUUUGUACACAAAAUCACGUUUUUGAACCAUUUGUGGUCUGACGUGCACUUACAAAAUGUUGCAUAAUUUCGGAACCGCAAAAUUGGUCUCAAAAGAUGCGCAAGACUUUAAAAGUAAAUAGUCAGUGAGCGGCAUGGUAAAAACUUUGCGCGAAUCAAAUAUUGCAUGAAUCAUUGAGGAGGGCCUCUGAGCCCCCCCCCCCCCCCCCCCGGCCUAGAUAGGGUUAAUUCUGAUCAAAGCAAAUAUGAACCAGUAGCCACCCCUCAGAUCCUCAACUACUCAUAUCUCUGGACAGGUUCCUUACCCAAGUAUAGUCUUGUAAUAUAAACCCACUUGAAUGGUAACACACUAACACAAUAAUUAUGUUACCAACUAGCUCUGAGCAGUAGUUUUUUUUUUUUAUAGAAAUGAAAAUAUAUGCUAAUGUAUUCUCUGAAGUAUUAAUAGUCAUCUGAAUGGUACAUCUUACGACUCAGUAUUUAUACACACAGUCAAUGACAGACCACAUAGAGUUUGCUCAUCUUUAAUUGAGUUUCAUCAGUAUAAGUAGAAAUGAUACAUUUAUGGUCUACUGGUUAUGAUCCAUCUUUCAAUUAGAGAGACUGUUUGAAUCCCAGCCAUGCCAUGUUUUCCUUCAGCAUAAAAUUUACCCACUUUGUGCUGCACUCAACCUAGGUGAGGUGAUUGGGUAUGUAGCAGGAUUCCUUGAAUGCCCUGAGUGCUGGAAGGCAGCUUUAGCUAAAGCCUGGGUAAUUAUAACAAUGCACCUCGCAAUAGAUUAUUUCUAGAUGGAUGGUGCUAUAAUGUCUAUUACUUUUUAGUAAUUUUGGCUGAAAACACAAUUUGCAUUGGAUUUGUGCAUGAAUUCAUGUUUUUGAGCAAUUUUCGAUUUGACAUGUACAUAUAUAAUGUUGCAUGCCCCACCCUUGUGAUAUUGGCAUGCACCUUGACCAUGACAUAAACUACAAAACUGGAAAAUCAAUCGCUCCUCAAAAUCUUAUAUAAUUAAUUUGCUAUUUCAUGCAUAAAAUUGAAGGUUUCGUCUAAUUAAAUAAAUGAGGCCCCCAAACUGCUAUUUUAUUCAGUGACUUCUUAGUGGAAUUCUAAUCAAAUGUAGUUACAAUAACAGUUGGUUAUCAUAACCUCCAUUUGAGAACACUAUACACCUGUUUCAAUUCUCUUCAAGUACGACAAACCCUAACUGCCCCCAAGCAAGCAAUUUAAGUAUCAAAGCACCUGUUUCUUGACCUAGGUCCGAAGAUAACACAACAGCCCGGCAUAUACAGUCACAGCAGGGGGGCACACACAAUGGGAUGCAUGCGCAUCGCUGAGCGCGGUCCCUGCAAAGCAUGCAGUCAUUUUUAUUCGCUUACUUAUUUCGAGGUCGAUUUUCUUCGUUCGAAAAUUGAAAAUGGACUAACAUUGGAUUUCUGAAUACAAUAUGACUUUGAAAACGUGAUUAAAUAUCGAAUACAAUAAUUUCAUUCCGAAGGUCCUACUACAGGCAGAGAAGUCUUACGUAAUAGCACAGCUGUUGUUUAUCAUUUCGUCCUUGGCUAAACGCUCAUAUACUGGCCUGUGGAGGUGAAAUUGAGAUAGCGGGGAUUACCCCGGGAUUACCUGGCCAAGCACGGUUGAUAAGGGCUUGGAAAUGAUUUUUGGGAUUUCCAAAUGGAAAAUGGGGUAUAAAACCGCAGUUUGCAAUCUGAACUGCGGUCUUUCUCCAAACGGGGGUUUGACGUAAUGAAUUUUCAAAUUUUUUCUUAUUCUUAAGCCGACCGCACACCUUACGAUUGGUCUGCGAUCGAUUUCAGAAUGAAAUGUAGUAGAAUUUGAUGCUAAUAUUGAGACUUGGAAUAUCUUACUGUGUAAUGUUCUAAAUCAUCGUACGAACACCUACGUUUUGUAAGAUAGGGAAGUUAAGAAAGUGUCUUGAUAAAUCAUCUACUGAACGUAUAGUACAUGCCUUUGUAUCAUCCCAUUUAGAUUAUUGUAAUGCUUUACUUGCUGGUUUACCUCAAUCUAGUAUAGCCCCCCUUCAAAGAAUUCAAAAUACUGCGGCUAGAUUGGUAACCCUCACAAAUAAAUUUGAACAUAUCACCCCUAUUCUCUACUCCCUCCAUUGGCUUCAGGUUCACAAUAGAAUUAUUUUCAAGUUCCUCCUUGUUUAUAAAAUCAUCCAUGGUCUCGCCCCAUCCUACCUUCAAAAUCUUAUCUCUCUCUGUCCCUCAUCCUCUCCAAUCUUCUUCUACUGCUCACCUUCGACUAUCUCUAGGACCCCGCACUUUUACCCGUUAUGGCGAUCGUGCUUUUUCUGCUCUUGCCCCUAAACUCUGGAACAAUCUCCCCAUCUUCAUCGGUAAUGCAUCCACUGUCGAAUCUUUCAAAACACUCCUCAAAUCUUACCUCAUUAAGCAGUCCUCUUAAUUCCAUAUCCUGUUCUCUCUCACUGUAUUUUGCUACUUUUUUUUUUUCCAAUGCGCUUAGAAACUGUUGUAUUAAGCGCUA